Scleropages formosus (Asian bonytongue) is the source of this 9158-nucleotide messenger RNA. RefSeq names its product traf2 and NCK-interacting protein kinase-like. The record is from RefSeq and is a predicted model, not a curated record. Gene Ontology annotation, molecular function: ATP binding; protein kinase activity. The transcript is spliced from 33 exons. Gene Ontology annotation, cellular component: cytosol. The coding region runs from base 310 to 4611 and encodes 1433 amino acids. Gene Ontology annotation, biological process: protein phosphorylation. NCBI's taxonomy places the organism in Eukaryota, Metazoa, Chordata, Actinopteri, Osteoglossiformes, Osteoglossidae.
CAAUGUGUGUGCGGCUCGGCGCCUCAGUUGUGUUGCGAUUCGCAGCCAAUACGGGCGCCGAGAAUGUCUUCCUUCGUGCUACAUACAUGAAUGUAGCCUCCAACCAUCGCGCUGUAUAUUGUCUUUUUUAUGACAGCGACAGAGGGGUUGUGAAUCAUUGCUUUUAUACCGCAUCCUUUUUAAGACGAGGUCGUCGGAAGGUUCACUAGUAUUAACGUGACCUAGAGCGGUGACCGAAGGGUGUUUGCUUUGCUCUUCUUUUCUUUUUCCCAUCUUCUUGUCAUAGAAAAUUACAUUUGCGAAAGGAACAUGGCGAGUGAUUCUCCGGCUCGAAGUCUGGACGAGAUCGAUCUCUCUGCGCUGCGGGACCCUGCAGGAAUAUUUGAGCUGGUGGAACUGGUGGGGAAUGGUACCUAUGGACAGGUGUACAAGGGUCGCCAUGUUAAGACGGGUCAACUUGCUGCCAUCAAGGUCAUGGAUGUCACUGGGGAUGAGGAGGAGGAGAUCAAACAGGAAAUCAACAUGCUUAAGAAGUACUCACAUCACCGCAAUAUUGCCACUUACUAUGGUGCGUUCAUCAAGAAGAACCCCCCAGGGAUUGAUGACCAGCUGUGGCUUGUGAUGGAGUUCUGUGGCGCAGGCUCAGUGACAGACCUUAUCAAGAACACCAAGGGCAACUCCCUGAAGGAGGAAUGGACAGCUUACAUCUGCCGGGAGAUCCUCAGGGGUCUGACACACCUGCACCAACACAAGGUCAUCCAUCGAGACAUCAAAGGCCAGAAUGUGUUGCUCACGGAGAAUGCAGAGGUCAAACUAGUUGACUUUGGUGUGAGUGCACAGCUGGACCGCACGGUUGGUCGACGGAACACAUUCAUUGGGACACCAUACUGGAUGGCACCUGAGGUCAUUGCCUGUGAUGAAAACCCAGAUGCUACGUAUGACUUCAAGAGUGACUUGUGGUCCUUGGGAAUCACUGCUAUAGAGAUGGCAGAAGGAGCCCCACCUCUGUGUGACAUGCACCCCAUGCGGGCCCUGUUCCUCAUUCCCCGGAACCCUGCCCCUAGGCUGAAAUCUAAGAAGUGGUCUAAGAAGUUCCAGUCAUUCAUUGAAGCUUGCCUUGUGAAGAACCACGGACAGCGGCCAAGCACAGAGCAGCUACUGAAGCACCCGUUCAUCCGAGAUCUGACCAAUGAGAGGCAGGUCCGCAUCCAGCUCAAGGAUCACAUUGACCGCACAAAGAAGAAACGAGGGGAGAAAGAUGAGACUGAAUACGAGUACAGUGGGAGUGAGGAAGAGGAGGAGGAAAACGACAUGGGGGAGCCAAGCUCAAUUAUCAACAUCCCCGGGGAGUCCACCUUGAGGCGGGACUUCCUGCGGCUGCAGCUGGCCAAUAAGGAGCGUUCCGAAGCACUGCGCAGGCAGCAGCUGGAGCAGCAACAGAACGAGGAGCACAAACGUCAGCUACUGGCUGAGCGUCAAAAGCGCAUUGAGGAGCAGAAGGAGCAACGGCGACGAUUGGAAGAGCAACAGCGACGUGAGCGUGAGCUGCGGAAGCAGCAAGAACGGGAGCAGCGUCGACGAUACGAGGAGAUGGAGCAGCUGCGUCGAGAGGAGGAGAGAAGACAAGCGGAACGUGAGCAGGACUACAUCCGCAGGCAGCUGGAGGAGGAGCAGAGGCAGUUGGAGAUUCUGCAGCAGCAACUGUUACAGGAGCAAGCUCUCCUGCUGGAGUACAAGCGGAAGCAGCUGGAGGAGCAACGGCAGGCAGAGCGUCUGCAGAGACAGCUUCAGCAGGAGAGGGCCUACCUUGUGUCCCUACAGCAGCAGCAGCAGCAGCAGGACCAGGAGGCAAGACCUGGAGAAAAGAAGCAGCUCUAUCACUAUAAGGACUUGGUCAACCCCAACGACAAGCCCACCUGGGCUAAGGAGGUCAUGAAGCGAUCACAAAGUAACUCUCCCCGCAUCCCUCCCAAGAAGCACCACUCCUUCAACCACCCUGGGGAAGCCCGCCAGGCCCAUGUGCUCCCUGUCCCCCGUAGGCCCCCAUCCUACCCCUCUAACCCACUCACUUGCCUCAGCAGAGAUGAAGCCACUGAGUGGCUGCACCAUAUGCCCACAGACAUUCCCAAAAUCUGUGUUACCAGGGAAGAACUGCAAGCUGAGGCUAAGUCCCGUGGACGCAGCCCUGGACGAACCCAGCAGCUGGUGGAGGAACGCUCACUUCUCAACCGCCAGAGUUCUCCGGCUCUGCAGCACAAAGUGGCCAAUCGUAUCUCAGACCCAGCCUUGCCGCCCCGCUCUGAGUCUUUCAGCAACAGCGGCAUCCAGGCGGUGCGCACCCCGCCCAUGCAUCGGCAGGUAGAGCCACAGAUGGCCCACUUAGUCCCGGUGAAGUCCCACAGCUCUUCCAUGACGGGCUCCCAGUCUCUGCAUGAGCAGUCGACCCAGGCCAUCUCAGCCUUCCAAGAGGGCCUCGUGCCACACCGUCCUACCAUACCACGCCAGAACUCAGACCCCACCUCAGAGACUCCUUUGCCACCACCCCGUGUUGCCAGCCGUGAUGAUAAAUUUGAUCGCAGCUCCUGGCUGAGGCAGGAGGAUGACAUCCCUCCCAAGGUUCCCCAGCGGACCACCUCCAUCUCCCCUGCCUUAAUGAGAAAGAACUCUCCUGGCAACGGAGCAGGAGGCCUGGCGCCCCGAUCAGAGUCCCAGCUCAUCCGGGCCAGCAAUCCAGACCUUCGGCCCUCGGUGGAAGCAGGCCUACCCAGGAACAGCAGUGGCAGCUCAUCCAGCUCAAGCACCCCCAGCUCCCAGAGUGGGUCUAGACCUGGAUCCCAGGCAGGCUCCAAUGAGAGAACCCGGCCGGAAAACCGAGCAGGGUCUUGCAGACAGGAGGCUCCCAGCACAGUGCCCACACAGGAGGCACCCAAAAACAGGCAGCAGGAGGAAGGCCGGGAGCUGAGCCGCCCGAGCCGCCCAGCAGACCUUACAGCCCUGGCCAAGGAGCUGCGAGAGCUCCGGUCAGAUGAGACAACCCGUCCACCAGUUAAGGUGACUGACUACUCCUCAUCCAGUGAAUCGGAGAGCAGCGAGGAAGAGGAAGGCGGCGCACAUGAUGGCACUGUGCCUGUCAGUGACAUCCCACGCAUUAUGCCGUCUGCAGUCCAGGGAGGCUGCGAGCCUUAUGGGUCGGCUGUGAUCAGCAGCCACGAUGAAUCGCAUGGGGAUUCCCAGGGCAUGAGAGAGACGCUGGGGGAUAGGCAGCGCUCCGGCCAUGCCCAGAGCAACGGCUUUUCCGGCCACGUCAAUCUGCCUGAUCUAGUGCAGCAGGGCCCCUCUCCCUUGGCCACGCCCACUGAGGGCCAGGGGCAUCUCUCCAGUCUGCAUGCGCAGGACCUGGACCCCGCAGGCGAAUAUGUGUUGGGAAAUGGUUCCAAGGUUUCCUUCACCCCAUUUGUGGACCCACGAGUGUACCAGACCUCUCCUACAGACGAUGAUGGCGACGAGAACUCAGCCACAGAUAAAGCCCUCUUCACCAGUGAGCUGUUGCGACAAGAGCAAGCCAAGCUUAAUGAAGCACGCAAGAUCUCUGUGGUAAACGUGAACCCAACCAAUAUCCGGCCCCACAGCGACACACCUGAGAUCCGCAAGUACAAGAAACGCUUCAAUUCCGAGAUCCUGUGUGCUGCACUUUGGGGUGUGAACCUGCUGGUGGGCACUGAGAAUGGCUUGAUGCUUUUGGACCGCAGUGGCCAGGGGAAGGUAUACAACCUCAUUAGCCGCCGCCGCUUUCAGCAGAUGGACGUCCUAGAAGGUCUUAAUGUCCUUGUUACCAUCUCUGGCAAGAAGAACAAGCUGAGGGUGUACUACCUCUCUUGGCUUCGGAACAGAAUACUGCACAAUGACCCGGAAGUGGAAAAACGUCAGGGCUGGGUCACUGUGGGGGAGCUGGAGGGCUGUGUGCACUACAAAGUCGUGAAAUAUGAGAGGAUCAAGUUCUUGGUGAUUGCCUUGAAGAACUCUGUGGAGAUUUAUGCGUGGGCUCCAAAACCGUACCAUAAAUUCAUGGCUUUCAAGUCUUUCACAGAUCUCCAACAUAAGCCUCUGCUGGUGGACUUGACCGUGGAAGAAGGUCAAAGGUUAAAGGUUAUCUAUGGGUCCAGUGUCGGGUUUCACGUGAUUGAUGUGGAUUCUGGGAAUCCCUAUGAUAUCUACAUCCCGUCCCAUAUUCAGAGCAGUAUCACCCCACACGCCAUUGUGGUGCUCCCCAAGACGGACGGCAUGGAGAUGCUUCUGUGUUAUGAAGAUGAGGGGGUCUAUGUGAACACGUACGGCAGAAUCACGAAAGACGUGGUGCUGCAGUGGGGAGAGAUGCCCUCCUCUGUUGCCUACAUCCACUCCAGCCAGAUCAUGGGCUGGGGAGAGAAGGCCAUUGAGAUCCGUUCCGUGGAGACGGGACACCUCGACGGAGUUUUCAUGCACAAGCGAGCUCAGCGACUAAAGUUCCUGUCUGAGAGGAACGACAAGGUCUUCUUUGCCUCAGUUCGAUCAGGAGGCAGCAGUCAAGUCUUCUUCAUGACCUUGAACAGAAACUCAAUGAUGAACUGGUAACUCACCCCGCAGUCCUGCUUGCGCGGAGUCUGCGCUCUCUGCAUACAUUAGCGUGUACGGUUCAUGUCAACACUGACUGUGAGAAACAUGAAUAAAACUGAAUCACAGCAAGGGCAACAGGACUGGAGGACAUCAAGGAACAGACCUUGGUUCACAGCAGCCUAAAUGAGCUGGGGAAGGGAAGGAGCAAAACAUAACCCUACCACAGCGCCCCUGUCUGGCAUCUUGCUGCCAUGGUGGUAUAUUCCUGCCAUGCACGUAGACAAAAAACAGCCUUGAGUGGAGUAUGGUGAUAAAUAUGAUCACUCCCCCAGUCCAGUACCUGUCCUGCUCUUUCCUCUUCUCACUGCCUCCUCCUAGGGUCCAGCCAGCAGUAGCCAUUCAGGUCAGCUGUGGACCUGGACUUUAUAUGGCCUCUCACGUAGGAGGCCUCUACUUCUCUCACUUUAGAGUUAUUUUUCUGUCUUUAUUUGACAUCUUGCUAGUUGUUCAUACUGUCUUUUUUCAUAUUGCUGUGUGAAACAAUCCGCACAUCAUGCCUUGUCACCCGCUGAGUAGAGAAGGAGGUGUCUGCAGCACCGCAAACGGUGAUUGUGGUCAUGUGCACAAUGUGGUAACUGCAAAGCCAGUAGACUGUGGGACUUUACAUACAUAGUUUGUAAAACCUGCUUGUAUAGAUGUCUGUGUGUGUGUGUGGUUUUUUUUUUUUUUUUUUUUUUUUUUUUUUUUAAUUAUUAUUAUUAUUAUAAUAAUAACCCUUCUCCCGUGUAACUGCGUAUUACCUUCUGGGUUUAUUUGUUCAGCCUCUCUGCAAAUCCCCUUUCAGUGAUCAUGCAGUAAAACAUUGUGUUUUCAUGAGGAUAUGCAGCAAGUACUGAACGACUCCCCCCGCAGCAGUUGUGAAACCAGUACCUUUUCAUCACUCUGCAUCGAUCCGGUUUUCUUGGGGGACUGGAAGGGUGGGAUUUGUUUUUUUUUUUUUUUUUUUUUUUUUUUUUUUUUUUUGCAUCGUGUUACACCAGCGUGACUGAGUUGCAGAUAAUCUAUAGACUGAAGAUGGAAAUGUUCCUCCCUUUUGAGUCAGUGCUCAGGUGGGGGUCCCAACUGACACUUGCAGUUGUCCCUGUUCUCCUUGUCUUACCCCUCGUGAUUUGUUUUCUUUGGGACUGUGAGUGUGUGUUUUCUCCAUCUCAGCACGACAAUACAUGGAAACCGUGACCACUCCUUUGUGAUUUGAAAACAGCUGCUAGCAUGGGCAGCUUGUGGGGUUUUAUUAGCCUGUACUGUAAAUCAAAACGUAAGAAAUGCAUCUUAAAAAUCUGUGUUGCGCUUCCUGUUAUUAACCUACCUCGUUUGUUUACGGAGUCAUUUUUUUUUAUGUUUACAUGUCCAUAUAUCACUUUACUGAUCCUGUGUUCACAGAGUGUUGUACAUGCUGUAGAAAAACAUUUAGGUCAGUUUGCAGGGAGAAAGAGCAGAUGGCAACAUGAGUGCUUCUGAAAAAAUGAUUUAUUACAGAAAAGUUUAAAUCCCUAACAGAAUAUGUUUUGAUGUUUGGAAAUGCAUUGCAUAUAGUACAGUCCAUCAGCUAAAGUAACUUUGAUGUAUGCAAUUGUAUGCAUGCAUAGUAAAAUAUACUGUACUAUUGCGUACAUUUUAAAAUACAUUCUGCAGUGUGUUCUCACAACUGCUUAUACGGAAGUGGCAAUAAUUUCACUUGUAAUGUAUGUUUUGUUUAUAUUUUUAUGUAACUGCAUUUUGAUGCAUAAUUUCAAAAGCAAGCGAUUAACAUGUGAAUGAGUAUGGAUCAAGACUUGAACUGAAACUGCAAGUUGCUGACAGAUUUGACAUUCAUGAACUGAUGACUAGUUCGUUUGUGAAUUUUCAUUGAUCGUGGAAAGUCUGCUGAUUUAGGUUUUGAUCCUUGUUCUUAAGCCACUACUGAAAAAAAUUACUUUAGCUAGGGAUGAUACCAAUGAUGAAAUUGCUAUGUAAAUAUCUUAUUAGUCAAAUUUUUAUUUUGAAACUCAAGUAUUUUCACUGUUAAUUUCAGGGGGAAUUUAGUUUUUGAACAUGUUUUUCUUUGAGUUUUAUUAGAAUGUUAUAAGAACAUCAGAUCAUGAAAUGAGUGCAGCGAGUUUUAUAUGUGAAGCGUGUUAACUGUACUUUCACCCACUAUGUCAAUAUGAACAUAUUCAUAACAUUCCACUGAUGCCGUGGCAGUGUAGCUUUGUUUUGAGCACAAAGACAACUUUCCUCACCGUGUUUUACAGUUUUCAUUAUGAAAUUUUAGAUGACCACAGCACAGUUGCCAACAGGACAGAAUGUUCAGGAGUUAUGUUUUAAACUUCAGAGAUAUUUUGUAAAGAUCAGCUAAAUGUAAUUAAUUGUCCAGCUGUGGUGACAUUAUUUCUUUACCCAUCUACAUUUCGUUGUAGUUUUGGUGUUUACUUGCAAAAUCAGUAGCAUUGGGUAAUGGAGGUUAAAACUGACACAUUAACUUCAGUUUGAUUUUUUUUUUUUUUAUUUCAUUACGGUGCAAUUCCCUACAGUACACAUUUCACUGAGAUGUAACAUUUAACCAAGUGAUGAAAAUUAAGAAGGAAAUUCCUUGCAUUAACAAUGUAUUUGGAGACAUUGACAGAAAACAUAUCUUUCCGAGACUAUUGCAGCAUUGGCAUCACUGAAUUUAUAGAUGGGCAUAGAGUAAAAGAUGCCUAAUUAUCCAUAUGAGCUUUUUCUGCAUUGGCAAACGAUGAGAGGCAAUGCGAAUCUCUUUGUGCUGCAAAAAUUUGCUUUUUGAGGAUAAUGCCUGGAUUUAAUGACAUCUCCUGAGGCUGUUUGUCUUUCAAUAGUGGUUGAUGUUGAGUCUAACUCCCAUAAUUUACCAGUUUGUAAUUUAAAUAAUUUGAUUGCAGUCCAACUAGUUUUGAUCAAGGUUAUUGAUUCAUUUACAAAGGGAUUCUGUCUUUUCACUUUCCAGGAUAUAUGGUGAAAUAGGCAUAAGAAUGUCAAGAUGUCUAAAGUUUGUGCUUUGUGAUUGAAUCCAUUUCCUAUGCCAAACUUUUAAAGUAAGCCUUCUGUUACCUGCUUUUUUUUUUUUGAAAGGGGGGGGGGUUGUAAGUUUUAUGGGCUUUUUUUCUCCUGGGUGUCUUGUAAGGUUUGCACAAUACAAAUAUUUAUAUUUGACGAAAGAUUAAAUGAUUAAUUAGGAUAUUAUGGGGAAGGUGGAGACACUACUAGUGACUCAAAACCUAAAACAGUUUAGCAAUAAAAUGUACUGCUAAUUUAGAUUUUUCUUUUUUAAAUGCAUACAUUCAUGAUCAUGUGUCAUUCUCUAGUGAACAUAUUGCUUGAUCUGGCAGAGAAAUUGAGUUAUUUUCUACUCGUGUGUGUGUGUGUGUGUGUGUGUGUGUGAGAGUGAGUGUGUGUGUGAGAGUGAGUGAGAGAGAGAGAGUGUGACAAGAUUUGUGUGUGUGCAGGCUGGGGAGAGGGGGGUUUAAACAGUAGCCAGCGUCCUUCCUGCCAGUCUGCUCCGUUUUCACUUCCCAACUACUGUCACAAAUGUGUUCUCAAACAAUGUGCAUUAGACUUGUCCUGUUUUUUAAUGACAUAGAUUAAUAAACACGCAAAUAAACAAAUGCCACUAGUGGCAUCCUGUAGAAUUUGUCUCUGUGGUCUUUUGCUUUGUCGCUUAUUAAAGAGAGCAGAGUGAGCGACAGCACAUGUUCCGCACUACCAGGCUCUGCUGCUGCUACAGCUGGGACAUAUGUUACCAUAGUAAACACGUAACCGCCGUACCUAUAUGAUGUGCCGCGAGGAAAGCUGCUUUUGAAAUAGACCACAGCAACGAGUAAGUGCGUGUACCGUGUAGAAAAGGAACAGAGCAGUUCUGAUGGUCCAAGGUUCUGAAGGUGUGACCCACAGGAGCAGAACUCGUCACGUGUGCUUCCCCCCCCCCCCUAGAAAUGACUCCGGAAUGACAUGAUCGUUACCGUUACUGUUGUGUCCUCAGUUCGUGGCUGUCACGGAUAAAAUUUUAACUGAAACGUACCGAGAAUUCAUUCAUUCAUAAUUGUUGUGACGGUGCAUGGACAUAGUACCUAGAGCUGAUGCACGAAAAAUAUUCCUUCCGUCACACCUGAUGCUGAAAUCACGCAAACUGCCAGAAGCGUGUGUGUGUGUGUGUGUGUGUGUGGUAUAAUUAUUAGGGUUAGGGUUAGCUAGGCUAGCCUAACCUAGUAGUAGUGGAAAUGAAGAGGCGGCAGCAGCGCCGCAGUCUUUCGCUCGAAACACCCCAGUGCGGAACUCCAAUCUCUCAAAUCUCAUGGUUCGGCACAUGAUGGGGUCUGAGCUCCAGUUUCCUGUAACUAAUACCAGGUAAACAGGGUAAGUCGUCUGGGACUCAAGACACAAGGAGUCCAACUGUUGCUCGGCUUUCUGAGUUCAUUGCCGCGUUCGCCUCCCGCAUCGCACCGGAAACGGAAAAGGCUCCUGACCCCGAAACGGCAGUGAUGUCUGGGAAAUGGCGCGGAGCCCCGCCUCCU